Molecule: messenger RNA, 2163 nt
Organism: Cinclus cinclus
Lineage: Eukaryota; Metazoa; Chordata; Aves; Passeriformes; Cinclidae
Gene: C6H14orf39
Product: chromosome 6 C14orf39 homolog
Exons: 18
Coding region: 1-2163 (720 amino acids)
Biological process (GO): spermatogenesis; homologous chromosome pairing at meiosis; oogenesis
Cellular component (GO): central element
Source: RefSeq, a predicted model, not a curated record
AUGGAGCAUCCUCAUCGCUUUUCGCCCAAAGCCCUCAGAAAUGUUGUUCUUUCCCUCCUAAGUCCCACCGUUCAGGCAAACGGGUGGUUUGGGGGGCACACUGUGUCCCUGGGGGAGCGGAGCGCCGCGGCCGCCGGCCAUAAACCCGCCCGGCCGGCGCUGCGGUUGUUCCGCUGGGUGAACGGGCUCAGCCCCUUCUCCCGACCGCCGGAGCUGCUUCGGGCUUGCCCGACUAGCCCGGCUCCCGUCACCCCCGGCACGGAGCGCGGCGGGCGGGUGGCACCUGCCGCCGUCUCGGCGCCCUCGGCCGGGGCUGAGGCGCCCCGGGACGCGGGAGCCGCUCCGCGGGGCGUGGCCGGCGCUGAGGGGCAGCGUCCGGCCGUGAGCGGGGCUGUGGCCCCUUCAUCCUUGGCGCCCGAGACGAUUCGGGGCCGCCGCGUUCUGGUCGCUUUCCCGGUGCUGAUGAUCCCCAAAGGCAGAGGGUCCCUCUACACUGCAAAAAUCACAGAAGAAAAGAAUAAAAUUUCUUGUUUGGAGGAAAAUGUUAAAAAAGACAAUGAGGCACUUGCUGAUCUGCAAAAGCAGAACGAGGACUUCAAGAAGAGCUGUGAUUCCUGGAAGCCCACCUAUGCAAUUCUUAACAAGCAGGGAGCAUAUUUGAAAAAUGAAAUUACAGCUGUAGUGGAAGAUACAGAAAAUGAGAGGAAAACCUACGAGAAUUCCAUAGCUCAGUGUAGAAAGACUUUGCAGGAACACCGCAAAAAAUGUACAGAAUCUGCUCUUGCCCAGAAGUAUUACAAAAAAAAGGAAGACGUUGAAGAAAUCCGAAAGGGAGUUUUGAAACACCUUGAGAAAUACAUAUGGAAAGAAGAUGCUUCCUUGGAUAUUCUGGAGUCUAUUCCUUUGACAUCUGUAAAUGAUUGGGCUGUACACAUUGCCUCCCUGAAGAAAAAAACACAGGAAACCUUGCAGCUUGCUGAAGCUGCUGCGCAGGAAACCCUCAAACUGGAAAUAGAAGCAGAAGAACUACAAAUGAAAAUGGACUACUUAAAAAAGACCUUCAAAGAGACUAAAGAAGAUCAAAAUAAUUCCCAAAAGAUUGAAGGAAAUAAACAGAAAAGUAUUGGGAAGCCAGAAGAGUUUAAAGAAAGGGUGUUUGAAGGGCGUCAGCACCCACCUCUGCCAAAGGAGAGACGUCAGCUGUAUAAAACAUUGCGUGUCCCGUGCAUUCCUCAGAAAUUUGUCCUGCCUGCACAGAGUUUCAGAUUCUCAAAGCAACGACCAGAAACAGGGAGAGAAGAAAAAGAGAAACCAGUGGAACUUUCAGUGGCCACCAGCUGUUCCUCCAGCCUUGCAGAAAAUUUAUCACAGGGAGUUGGACGUGAUGAGGAUGAUGGAAGGGCUGUUGCCAGGAUGGCUAUUGACACUGCAGGGAGUAAUAACCCACAAACUGCCCAAGUUCCAUCAGAAGUGGUCUUACAAAACCAAGUGAAAUUCAGACUGCCAGAUCGUCCAAAGCAGUUGACUUUCAAUCAACACUUUGAGAGUGAAAAUGCAGUAAUGGCAAGCCAAGAGGCCAAGCACGUUGAUGAAAACGCAGAUGAGCACAUGGGCUGCUUGUAUGUACCUCAAGAUGUGCACACAGGUUUUAAGCCAAAUGAAGAUAAUCCUGACAUAGCAGAAGAAAGUGCAGAACCUUUCUUAAGAGCACCUAAAACACCUGACUUAAAGGGGAAACACCCACACUUCUCAAAUACACCUCCAUUUGACUUCAUGAAAAAUUUAGGUUGUGAAGAAGGAACAUCAAAAUCUCCUGCUUUCUUUUCUGUCAUGAACUUCUCGCACAGGUCACCUGGUUUUAAUUUAUUUGAUUCUUCUCUGUUUGGAGCACAAAAUUCAUCUGAUGAGACAGAGGAAAAUUUUUCUGUGGGAAACAUGAUCUCUGUAUCCCCACACAAAGAUACUGAAAACUUCUUUGGGAAACCAGAAAAUGAGGAUGCAUUUGCCUUUCCCUUCCUCUCGGAAUCAACUCAUGUGUUUGGAGAUGGAAAAGAGGAUGCUAGUUUUUCAUUUGCAUUUGGACAGGAUCAGAGAUCACCACAGUCUCCUAUGAAAGGUUUUCAUUCUAACACACAAAAUAGAAAGCCAUUUACACUCUUUUGA